This is a messenger RNA of Bacillus rossius redtenbacheri, 12721 nucleotides long. RefSeq names its product TBC1 domain family member 14-like. The record is from RefSeq and is a predicted model, not a curated record. The coding region runs from base 174 to 2762 and encodes 862 amino acids. NCBI's taxonomy places the organism in Eukaryota, Metazoa, Arthropoda, Insecta, Phasmatodea, Bacillidae. The transcript has 10 exons.
GUGUAUAUGUAUCUUUGCAAAUUAAUAAGUUAAAAAUAAAAGAUAAAAAAUAUUGAGGAAUUCGAAUUAAGAUGUGGAAGCUUUGUGGGAUGUCCCAAGGGAGCUUAGUAAUGGAAUUUUAAUGUGUUCUGUUUUGUAGUUGCAGCUUUAUGUAUUCGACUUGAAAAUUCGACAUGAAAACAGAAUCUCCGGAAGGAAUUAGUAAAGCAUCUGUGCAGUAUGUGUCAAACGAAAGUGAUACUGAAAGCUCUCAGUUAGUUCAAGAAACGAAUCUUGGCCUCAUUUGCUGCAACAGUGAUUUAGCCAAUAGCUUUCAACGUAUGAAGGAUACUGGUGGGGUGAUGGGCCACACAAGUCGUUAUUUGCACAAAGUGUUUGGUAACGUGAAUCAUAACUCAAGGAGCAGAAGCCUGCCCAGCUCUCUAGAUAAUAAACAACCGCCAGCAAAUGGAUGUGAUGCUGACCCCGCCCACAGGAUGGAUGUUAGCGAUGACGUAAAGUGCGCGUGCUCUGUGGCUUCAGAUGGAACAAGUGUCCACCCUCAGGAGGUGCAAGUUAGUAAUUCGCAUUGUAAGCAGUUAUGUGAUUCGUGGUUCCGAACAUGGCCUGAAAGAGGCAGUGAUAAAGUUGUAGCUGGAAAGUCCAAAUCGGUAUUGAAUAGCAAGAUUUCUUGUAAUACGCAACCCAGAUGUUCCUGCCCCGUUUCAGUUGGGGAAAAUUCAGAAGUGGAGUCACCUUUGGGUCUUAACUCGAUUCCUGAAAACCCCUCCAAGUGUUUGGUAUGUAGACAUGGAAUUAAUGCACCAGCAAACAGUUGCCAAAACACUUGUGUGGAACAUAAAAUGGAUCUACCUGUAUCACUGGAUAAGGCAGUAGAUUCUUUAAGUCUGGAAUCAGACCAGUUUGAUUCUUCAAAUAUGUCUGUUUCUCUAUCAGAAGUCCUACAAAACAUUCCUUUAGCAUAUAGUCCAGUUACGAAACAGUUGCAUAUCCUUACAAAGGAUAGCAGCUCCAAGCAAGAGCCAUUAUCGCAAAAUAAUUGCUAUGCUGCAAAACAGCUGGAAAGUAUCGAAGAAGAGAAGUGCAGUAGAUCAAGUACCAAGCAACGGGAGGAUAGUGGAAUUGUCGUAGGGAAUUAUUGCGAUGAUAGCAUUAGCUAUGAAUCUCCGCACAGUACUUUACAAAGGGUGGGCACCUACGCAACCUCCCUAUCUCGUACUGAUGCUAGCUCUUUUUCUAGUAUAGUUUCAAGCCUCAGUGACACAAGCCCUUCAGUUAGCGCUGAAAAUACGACCGGACCUCACGUUGAUCCAGAUAGCUUGUCUAUGAAUCAUAGUGGGACAGAUAGUUUGGGGUCGUAUGGGGAAGGGAACUGUUUUUUUGAAGAAAGUGGUGUCAAACCCAAGAGGAGAGGCUUGUCUGGUUUUUUUGCUCGGAAUGUGUUUGCGUGGAAGUCGAAAGGCGAAGUGCAGAGCUCAGGCGGUCCAGGAUGGAGGUUGUUCGGGAAAACUAUGUGCAAGCCGGUCGACGAGUCAGAUCCGGGGGGCAGCCUGCCCGCGUCCCCGGCCAGCGUCCGCUCGGACGGCAGCGGCAAGCGGCACGAGGGCGUGGUCGCCAGCAGCUCGGCUCUGAUCCAGCACGCGCGCCCGCCCAGCCUGCCCGCCAAGUCCCGGGACGAGCAGCUCAGGCACCAGCAGGAGUACCAGGGCAUGGUCGAGGCCGCCAGGAAGAAAGAGUUGAAAGAAGCCAAGCAUCGCAAGAAACAGCUGCAGCAGCAGUUGAGGUUUGAGGAGAAACUUGCGAACGCCGCUCGCGUCUGGAACAACGAGAUUCUGCCCAAAUGGGACCACAUGAAGUCGUCCAAGAAAGCGCUGGAGUUGUGGUGGAACGGGAUACCGCCUUCAGUGCGUGGUAAGGUGUGGAAGCUGGCUAUCGGGAACGACCUGAACAUCACGCAUCAGCUGUACGACAUCUGCGUGGCAAGAGCUCAGGAACGUCUGAAGGCCGCGGAAUAUGGUUCUAAGGUUAAGAGUUUCGGCUCAGAUGGAAACUCCUCAACCAAACUGGAAGAAAUGGAUAAAGAAGCGAGUGUUGAACUUAUUCAAUUGGACAUUUCGCGGACAUUUCCUAAUCUUUGUAUCUUUCAAAAGGGAGGCCCGUACUACGACAUCCUGCACAGCCUCCUGGGGGCGUACGUCUGUUACCGCCCGGACGUCGGCUACGUGCAGGGCAUGUCGUUCGUGGCAGCCGUGCUCAUCCUGAACAUGGAGGCGGCCGACGCCUUCGUCUGCUUCACGAACCUGCUCAACCAGCCGUGCCUCAUGGCCUUCUUCCGCCUGAACCAGCCCAUGAUGCACGCCUACUACCACACGUACAACGACUUCUUCCACGAGAACCUGCCGCGGCUGUUUGCGCACUUCCGGGAGAGCGCCCUCUCCGAGGACCUGUACCUGCUGGACUGGAUGUACACGGUGUUCGCCAAGGCGAUGCCGCUCGACGUGGCCUGCCGGGUGUGGGACGUGUUCCUCCGGGACGGCGAGGAGUUCCUCUUCAAGACGGCCCUGGGGGUGCUGCACCUGCACCAGGAGGCCCUCAUGAAGAUGGACUUCAUCCACGGAGCGCAGUUCCUGACCAGGCUGCCUGACGGCCUGGCCGCCGACGAGCUCUUCCGGUCCAUCGAGACCAUCAAGAUGAACGUCGGCAAGCGGACGUUCUCCGAGGUGCUGGCGCACCACGCGGGGCAGGGCGAGCACGUCAGCUGAGGUAUUGUGAUACAUUAACAAAAUUUAUUAUUAAUAUGAGCCUUAUAAUUGUCCACUACAUCUUCAGUUCGGUCCAUUGAAAUGUUUCUGUCCAGCUGACAGUAAGUUCAUGGGUGUCCUAAGUAAUGUUAAUGAUAUUUAACUUGUAAAGUGAUUUAUGAAAAAAAAUUAAAUGGAUGAAAUUUUAGGAGGCAAAUGGUUUACAUAAACUUGUAUAAAACAUUUUAUAUGAAGAUUGUUUUAGUUAGGUAUUUGUACAUUGAGUAAAAUGGUUUACUGUGUAAAUCAUGCUAUAUUUCUUGAAAGUAUAUUUUGUAAAAGUAUAACUUUCCGUGCAAAGUGUUCAAGAUCUCAGGUUUUAGGUAACUUCUGAAGUUGUAUUGAUUGAAGACACUAGAAGUAUGUAUUAUGAAAACAGUUGUUUUAUAAAACUUAGUUGGAGAGUAGCAUAAAAGAUGUGUGGGAUAGGAUUGAUUGUAAAAUGAAUAUGAGAAUUUAAAAAAGUUAUGAUUUUUCAUGAAUUUUAUAUUUAAAUAUAUGCUCUAAUGUUUUAUAAUAUGCUGUAUAUAUGGUCCUAAAAUUAGGGUAUUUUAAACCCAAAAAGAAUGUUUCUUCUAACAGAAUCAGCGUUGCUAGUUUUACAUUGUGUUAUAGUGGUUUGCAAUUAACGUACGUAGGGAGUGAUAAUGUAAUCAUGCUUUUGCUUGUAGCCUGAUGACAUGUUCCAUAUUUUAUUGGAAUUGUUGUAAACGUGGAAAUGAGCAUUGUUAUUAUGUGAGAAAUUGUUUGGAAUUUGCUUGUUUAAGCAAUUUUUUUUUCUACCAGUCCCAACAAAUUUCCAAUUUUUUUAAAUUUACCUUGUUUUUAAGAGUGAUAUUUAAUGUGUAGCGUUGUGUUCAGCUAUUAGCACUUAUUUACUUUUCUUAGCACCUACUAUGAGAACAGUUAGAUUUUUCAAAAUUUGUGCUGAGAAAUGUGAGGCAUGAAACUUUACUAAGGUGUUUUCAGAAACCUUACUCGUUGGGUUGACUUUGUUUACAAUACCACAUGAUCAAGUUAACAUUUCAGUUUUAAAACUUUCUUGCAAAUUUUUAAAUGGAGGCAGUCAUACAAAUUUUGAAACACAGGCAGUUCAAAAAUGAAAAUAAUUUUUUUUAUGUUGCAUCUGUUAAAUUAAUUCAAACACUGGUAAACUACCAAUGGUUACAUUUCUGUAUGGUCAGGGUAAAUGUAUGCUGAUGAAUUUAACCUGGUAAGGUUUUUGUAAGCACCUAAAGAUAGAUGUGCUUAAAGUCAUUCUGUGCCUCACUGUGUACAACUCUUUUUUAGCGAUUUGGAAGCCUUUAGCAGCAACACUGUUGAAUCCAUAAAUUUAAUGGAGUUGUCUGUUGCCUGAAGAAUUUCUGGAACAGUUCCGAUGUUAAUGCCGCAAUAAAAGGUGUCUUCAGCUUAGGAAUCCAAUCAGUCACAUGGUCUUAAGUCUUGUUAUAAGGGGGGGGGGGGGGUAACCGUGGUAAAGCCCCGCCCAUCCUGAUUGAUCAAACAAAUUGCAUGCGCUCGAGCAUCGGUCACCAAACCGAUGGGUGACUUCUAUAGAGAUUUGACCUUUUUUGCCCCCUCCUUAAGGUGAGCACAAUUAGCAUUGAAAUAAAAGGACCAGUAAUUAUUUGGGGUGUGCGACGCUUCGAAAAGUUGAAGUCGUACCGAAGACUAAAAUUCUUCUUCCUCUUUGGGAAAACUUGAAAAACUUUGAUGAUUCUGAAAAUUUUGUUCUUAGUGCAGAAUAUGCUAAAAAGCUGGACUUUAAUUUGAAUUUUUGGGUUUUUCACUUUUCUGAUUUCAAGUCUUUCUGCCAGGAAGUUGCCAUCUUUACUAGGGCAUCCUCAUUGGGCAUCGAUAGGUUUGUUACUCGUUAUAUCAGUGUGUCGCGUCCGUAAUUCCUGCCGUUCUCCUGGCCCAGCAUCACGCCACCUUCCCGCCAAAAUAUCACCAACUCAGUUUUGCACAUGCCCGUGCCAAUCCUUCCCCGCGCUCCCCUUGCCCAAGUCCUUUUCUGCGAUUGUGCAGUGUCCCUUCUUAGAGACAAAUAAUGCCUCUGCUUGAUACAGACUGUUUUCCCUUCCUCUCGCUUUAAAACUCCAGAUUUUGAACGAUUGUCCAUGGUCUGCGAACCUCAGGCUCCCGUCAAGACGCCAUGAGAACUGUUCCUCACUCUGUGGCGGCCAGUCGACCCUCUCUGUGCUCGUCGGUGUUCCGUGUUUUGGGCGAUGCGUGGAACAGUUUGCUCGAACACGAUGUGGUGACUUGCUUCGGGGAAUCUUCCCCGAGAGACUUCUUCAACUUUUGAAGGUUUUACUGGUCGGCUAGUUUUAUUUUCAUCUUCGUCACUCUGCACUGCCACUUCGCGUGUUCCCGUGCUGCUGUCUCCGUGCCUGCUUCCUGUGUCUCGAGGACGUGAUCUGAGCCCGCGUCAUUGUGGGUUUGUGAGGGAGUUUUGCGAGAACGGGCUCGUGAAUUCCAGUUCAGCAAUAACAAUCUGUAAUUUCCAGUUUCCUCUCUGGAUGGUGUCCUGUUUGCCUUCAUUAAUAACAAGCUGCCAUGCCGUCUACGCCGUGUUCCCAGGCGCCAUGAUGAUCUACAUCUAACAGCUAAGGGAAAAUUAAUGAAUUUUUCUUUAUUAUAAUAACCAAGAGCCCUGAAAGUAUAUUUAACAUGACUUAAAUAUUUGAAAGCAACUAUAUAAAAUGUAAAAAACAAUUAAAUUAUUAAAAAAUAAAUUCACAAAUUAGGGUACCCAUUGAUUAAUUUAGUUUAUUCUGUACAUUUUCUGUAUCCAUUACAACUUCUUAUAUACUACAUGGCAGACUCUUUAAAUGUUGGACCAGUAAAAUAAAAAAAUCUCAACUUUGUUUUGUUAUUUCUUAAAACAUGAUAAUAUAAUUUAAAUCUUUCUGGAAGUAGUUAACGAAAGGAAACUAAUUAAUUUUGAAGUGGGUAUUGUAAACACCCUCUCAACCUCUGAUUUUAUGACAAAGUAAGUGUUUUUCCAAUACGCAUCCAAGUUUUGUAUUAAAUAAUAAGUAAUAGUAAUAAAGAAUAAUGUUACAAAAUGUACUUCAACAGUUAAUUUUGCUUUUACAUAAGUUAUUUUUGGCUUAGCUGUUUUGCUUUUUAUUUACAUAUAAUGGCAGUUUGUUAGAUUGCUAAAUGUUUCCCACAUUGCGUGUGGUAUGCAAGAUGUGCUGAUUAAACACCAACUUAAGCAUUCAACAUUUAUCUUUGGAUUUUUUCGUAAUGUAGCAAAAUAUUUAGAUAAUCUUCGACAUUGUCUUUGACUUUGAUUUGAAUUGGAAAAAAAAAAGUCUUUGCAUACCCCUAGACUACUAAUUAUGCAUAUCACAGUUGUUUAUUAGUUAUUUUAAUGAGUAGCAUACCCUAUCACAUUCAUAUAAGUGAAUGACCAAAAAUAAUGGUGUUACAAUUUUUUUCUGACAUUUUCAUAUUAUUUUGUUGGCACUUUGUUCAUAGGUGUCUUAGAAUAAUGUAGUAUUGUGAGUUAAAGGUGCUAGAACUUUAAGGAGUCAAAUAAAUUAUACUGUAUCUCUGUAGCUCUCUAAAGACCCUUUCACACUGUCAUCUCUCAUAACUAUUAUUUGACAGUCAAAUUGGAAGUCUAAUAAUAGACUAAAUAUGGCUUUCAAAUUUCUCCAUCAAAUAAAAUUGGACAGAUAAUGUCAAACUUGUUUGAAAUACUGUGACACUAUCAAAGAUAAUUAUUCUGUUUAACUUACAUAGCUCAAAAAAUUAGAUUUUAACUUUAAUAAAUUAUUGUAAAAUUACAAGAAAGUUCUGGAUGGAAAUGUGAACAUGUUAUGUUUUUUUUAUGCAUUUAAUAACAGCUAAAAUAAAUGUCAUUAUCAGUCACAAAAUUACUUGUUUUGUUAUAAAAUUAAUAUUCUGCAAUCUUUUUGAAAUUAUUGACACAUUCACUUUUUUCCCGCAAAUUUGCUUUGAAAACAUCAUUAUUAUUGAUGUGAACAUAUAUUUUACUUUUAUAAUCUUUCAUUUAAUUCCCAUAUGUUCUUAAACAUUUUAAAUAUUUUGAAAUUAAUUCCAUUUUGCUGGGCACAUUUCUGAUUCUGUCAAACAUUCAAUACAUUUUUAGAACCUUUGAUGGACACUGAGGUCAACUGUGAAAAAAAGGCUGUGCUAGUGAAGUUUUCAUUGUCGUGCUAACCACCCAACUAUAUAUAUUACUAACAUUAUUGAAAAGUGAUGGACGGGAAAGUUUCGAGUGUGACUACUUUAAAGAACAUGUGUAUUUUACAAAUUGUAAACCUAUGUAAACUGCAGUCAUACGUGUUUACAAGUCAUAAAAAGUUGUCAUUUAAGGUACCUAUGUAGUUUGUGUACAUAUUUAUCUGUCCAUUCAUUUGAAAAUCCAUCCAUAAAUUUAUAUUAAUUCCAUCCAUCAUGAUGUCUAAUCAAAAGUCUCUAUCACGAUGGUAAACCUUAUUAAGCUACAGUAUUUUAUGUUUUCGCAUCGCCAUUAGUAUGUAGUAUGAUAAAUAGUAACUAUGUAAAUAAAGCUUUUUUUAUUUAUUUAUCUUUAAAUAUAGAUAAUAUAGUUAGUAUUACCAGUGAUUAGGUCUGCAUUAUUAUGUUGCUUUUACUGCUGGACAUAAAUAUAUAGUUUAUCUGUGUUAAUUGAAUCUCCCUUUACAGCUGUUUGUAUGUACGUACUCAUCUUGUUCAUAUAUCCAUGUUUUGGAAAUAAGUUUUUUUUUAAAAUUAUGCCUCUGUUAAGUGUUGAAAUAAUUACUGUGUAUGUGUGCUUACAAGACAGUAAAAGUGUUGUCAGUCACGAGAAAUUCAGUUUUAUGCGCUUAAUCUUAAAGGAAAUACCUAAAUUUGGGAAUAAUAAAAAAAAGUAAUUGUAUUGAAUCGUUAACAAGAAGUCCGAUCGGCUUUACAUCAUCACACGCAUUGCUGAAGAAAGUUUUACUGUAUCUGCUUGAAAUUUUUUGACAUAGUUUAAAAUUAUGAACUGUCAUUAAUAAUGUACAUGAAUUCGAUUUUUUAAUGCAAAUCAAACAUUUUUUUUGUAAUUUGCUUCUGCAGAAAAAAAUAUUUAUUUUCAAAUUUAAUAUUAUUAAUUAUUAUGAAUACUUUAAAUAUGAAGCUACAUAUAUGUUGGUUAUUACGUUAUUAGCGCUGAAAAUUUACAAAACAAAAUGUUUUGAAUAAUUCUGCAUUCUCUCACAGCUUUUCUCAUCCCAUACUUUAUCUUUCUUACUCAAUAAAUUUACAAACAAUAUUCAAAAAGAUUUGAAAGUUUUCAUUUACUGUUUAUUUAUGUUUACAAUAUAUGGGGAAUGUUAAUUUUAAGUGCUUUUGUUUAAUCCAUACAUUUUUUAUUACUUAUAUGUACAUAUACUAGUAAGUUUAUAUGUACAUAUACUAGUAAGUUUAUAAUUUUAUAUCGUUUUUAGUUUUUAUUUAUGCAAACAAACACUAAUAUUAUUGGCAUUUGUAAAAAUGUUGAGAAGUUUAAUGGGGUGAUAGAAAAACUUUGUGUUUUUUAAAUCCCCAAUUAAUUAUUCAUAAGAAAGUUCUACAUGGUUAAAAACUGGAUUGAAACAAACAAUUUUUCCCCAUAAAAUUUGGUAUUUUUGUAUUGUAUUGAAAAACCUACAUCAAAUUCUUUAUGUAUACAAGAAUUUUUCUUCAGCUUGAAAUUAUGAUGUUGUGAUCCUCAAAAAUCACAUAAUUUUUUCUUAUUUUAGUAGGGAUUUUUGUUAAUGUUCAUUAAUUUUUGUACUGUAUAUGAGAGAAAGUUUAUUAGGGAAUGAUGUAUACAACUAAAAGGUCAAGGGAAUUGGAGAAGGAAUUUACUAUGUAUGACCUUUGGUUACUUGGUUAGGCUUGCUUACCACUUUUCUGUUUGCUUUUUACAUAGCUCAUAGUUUUACAGAAAAACUAUGUUAUAGUCCAAGAGAUGGCCAACUUCACUCUUUUCAAAGGCCAUACGUCAUUCUUCAAAUUAAUCAGAGGGCCAAACACAAAUAAAUAUCAGAUUUCUAACAAUGGUUUUUAAUGUCACAUUAUUCUGUAAAGUAACCAAUAUUUAAAAAAAUACUAAAGAAAAACCUUUUCAAAACAUUUUCUGUGAAAAUACCAUGGCGUCAUAACUGUGUUUGCUGACAACUUAUCCAACAUGUAGGCAAAAAAGGAUGGCUAGUAUGUGAGAGUAUGCCUAAUGUAAUGAUAUUUUAUUGAAAGAUGCCUUAAGUGAGUCGCGUGAAACAGUAUCGUGAGGUGUAUCCGGUCCGUGAGCUGACAAUUGGCCAUCACUGGUAUUGCAAGACACAAAAAUAAGGGUUUAUGUGUUGAAUAAGCUACACCUUUACCCUAAACGUAUUCCUAUUGCACGAUAGGACAUGACCAGUCCCUUACUUUUAGGGAUUUUGGUGUCCUAUCCAUUGCUGAUCUGUCGCCCAAAUUUGCGCAUGCGUAGAGCCCACUAUUAACAGCGAGCAUCACACUUAUCAUCCGGUAUCAUAAACACAAAUACACGCCUCUUAAUCUGUUUUCGUUGACAAUCUGGAAUUAAAAACAGGUAAAUGGUUAUACAGGCGAUCCAUACUGGGCAUUCGCCGUCUGUGGGUUUUCGCAAACAAGAAGCAAGAAAAUGUAGUUAAAAAAUUUUGUAGCUAAUCGUAAAACUAUUGUUGAAACAUAUUUAAAAAAAAAUAAAUUAUGGUUUUUCGUUUGCUAAUUUUUAUUAUUGUAGGGUACAGGGGCUCUCCUCCGCCAUGAAAUAUGUAUAAUUCCGAAUAAUUCCUCCCUUCCCCUUCCGUUUUGAGUUGGCUAACCCUUGACUGUAUCUAUCUUCUCUUUGGGGUUUGUUAUGCAAAAUUAUUCAUUAAGAUUAUUCACAAUAAAUUGCUGAGUGGAAACUCGUUUGAGUAUGAACAGAAUGUGUAAAUUAUUCAAUUACCUGAUUGAUUUGAAAAAUGAUGGAAUUCCAGUCAAAAUUUCAAAUCAAGCGUGAAAGCACGUUCACAAAAUUUAUUUUUAAAAAUCUAAUUUGUAGCUCGACAGGAAACCAGGGGAAUAGAACCAUAUUUCCUCACUUACAUUGCAAACCCAGCAUAGACUGUGUGUUGAGAGCUGUUGUUUGUUCUAUGGGUUUUGUGAUUAUUAAUUUGUGAAUAGGUACUCUUGGAGUUCAGAGUGCUAACAAAAAAAAUUGGUAAUUAUGAGAUUCUUCAGUUAUUAGAUUUGAAUGAUUUGGAGUAGUGUGAUGAGUGGCUGUUAUAAAUAAAAGUUAUGUGGACAGAUAAUAUAAUCAAACUUUUAAGAUCAAAGUUUUGCCUAUAAAUCAGAAACAUUUUUUUGAACUGUGUGCCAAAUGUUGAUUAAACUGUAUAAAUAUACAUUUAUUAGAUUGAUUCUUAUGAAGUUGUUUAUUUGAUAUCAUGAUUCUUAAACUAGAAUGUGCAUUUUAAUAAUAGUAGUCAUACAUAAAAAUAGUUUUUAUAAUUGGCCUCUUUUUGUAAUUUGUAAAAGUAAUAUUUAAAAAGUGAAGUAAAGCAGUGUGUAGGAAUCAUCAUAAUCUAAGAGUUAUAAUGUUUUAUAUUCUGUAAUAUCAACCACCUUAUGAAUUCUUUUAUAAAAACUGUAGUAUUAAAGAAAUACUGCCAAUUAAAAUCUACAGGAUUCAUUCUCAGAAAAUUAUGUACCUAAUGUAUAAAUUUUUCCAGUUAGUUUUUUAUUUUAGUGGUUUACAUUCCGUGUAAUAUUUUGAUGUCUGAUGGCUGCCAACAUUGUGAUAAUAGUCCUUGUAAUUAGUGCUGAUGUAUUUCUUGAAUCCAGUUGUAUGUUAUGUUAUGAAAUUUAAGUUGUAUGUAAUCUUAAGUAAUAUUUACACAGGGUUCUAUGAAAUAAAUUUAUAAGAUGUAAUUUUCAAAUGAUUCAUCAACAUCAUUUUUGUAAUCUAAUUUUUUGUAUGUAUUGAAGUGUAAUUUGUGAAUAUAUAUAAUGACUACUGUUUCACAUCGAACUAUUAAUGUAUUUGCCCAGUCACUUUUGAUUAUUUUUCUGCAAUUGACUUAUAUUUUCAUGCAUGUUUCACUAAUAGAACAAUUUUUUUCUGGAUUGAAACAGUGUAAAUAGUUUCACCUUCACUAAAUUUUGACAGAAAAUUUGCCGAACGAAAAUAGUAUGUUAACACGUUAAAUAAUAUUAUGUCAGGUAAUGAGCUGUUGCUAGUUGCCUGUUAGGUUAGUUGCGAGUAUGAAAAAAAAAAUUACUGAAAUUAAAAUUUAUAAUCUUAAAAAACUCAAUUGAGUUCUGUUUUUAUUCAUGCUUUAGAAAUAACUUUUAGUUUUUGUGGAAUAUUUACCAACUGAAAAGUAUUUCAAUGCUAAAUGGUGUAUCAACGUACAUUUCGGUGUCAUUCGGUGUUGACAGUGUUAUUUCGGGUUUAUCGCAAUUCACCUUAUAAUCUUGUCUCUGCUUAUUGCUUAUUUUGACAUUUUAAUUUUUCUGUCUUAUCCCUAUAAACAUGGAUGGUCUGAGGUGAAGACAGCGGCAUUUACAGUUCCCCUGAUCCGCCACUGAAAGUGUACUUGGUUUCGUCUUUGUAUUUAUUGUGUGGUGAUGAUAAUUUUGGCUUAUGGUUCAGUCCCACAUGCCAUGUUGAUUUUUUUUUUUCCAUUUCUUUGUCAUUACUUUUUUUUUAUGAGCAAUUUGUAAAAACUUGAAACCUCCCUUGCAUAUGUUGUUCUGCCACAAAUAUUUACAAUAUAGAUUCACUUAGUGCACUAUCAAGGGUUUUAAUUAUCACCACUUGCAUGACUUCUUACAACCAUGAUAUUACAUUAAGUGAAUAUCUGUUGAAAAUAUUUGUAGCAGAACAGCAAAUGCAACUGAUGUAUUGAGUUAAAAUUUUAGAAAUGGCCCGUGAAUAAAAGUAACAACCAAAAAACGAAAAAAAAAAAAAAAUCAACAUGGAGUGUGAGGUGGAGCCAUAAGCGACUUACACUCACAGCAAGCGAAAGUGCUGUUAUCUAUGUGGCAGCGUGUUACAGUAAGCAUACUCUCCUACAAAACUGUCAAAAUUUAGUGAAGCAACGUGACACAGACUUAAAUUUUGUAAUUUGCAUCCACAUACAAACAUUCACAAUAUCUUUUUUAUUGCUUCUUUCUUCAACUACUGUCAUAUUGCAUUAUAACAUUAUAAGACACAAAAUUUUGCACAACAUUCCAGGGAAAGUCAAGUUAGUUACUGUUUUUUUUUCAUUCAAAAUUGUUAUAUGAAAUAGAGAUAUUUUUAUGUUCAUGGAAGCAAUUUAUGUAAUUAAAAUAUUUUAAUUUCUUUUCUUAGUUAGAAACUUGGCAAUUUGAAAGACUUUUCAGAAAUUGUGUUCUAGUAAAAGACGUGAAUAUAAUGUGUGUGGUAAAUUGUUAAUUGGCCUAUAUUUAUAUGUAUAUUACUUUAUUUAUAUUUACCUAUGGCCUAUGUUUUAUGUUUACAUAUCGCUAUCAAUUGCAUGUACCAUUUAUAAUACUCAUUAUUAUGUUGUAUAAAUAUAUUCCUUACUACCCUAAUUAUAUUAAAUGUAAUAUUUGCACUAGUUGCAUCGUUGAAUAGUUGUGUAUCAUGUGUAUCCAUUUAGUUAACAUGUAUGCAUAUAGAGAUAUUAUUUAUUUGCCUCACUAGUGUAGUAUUUGCUUGUUCGCUAUUUGUAUUAUCUGAUUUUUCAUGCAUUUCGGUUAGAUCUGACAUUUUGACAUUAUUUUGAGAAUUCUGUUUGAUAAAAUUGUUGCAGUGAAAUGAAUUUUUUCAUCUUGUACCAAGUAUGUACAGUGUUUUACACAUGAGAAAUUAUUAUAAACAUAAGAAAUGAGUGAUGAUUUUACUAAAUGUAAAAAGAAUUAAAGUUCUUUGAGCC